AUGUCACGCUCAAACCAUGCUAUUGGAUGUGACUUCAGUCAUCUCAAGCCAAAUGAAGUAUUCGAAUACCCUGAUCAAGCUUCAAAAAUUAUUUGGGGUGUCAAUUCCAAAAAUAUUACACAAGUAACUUCACAAAUUAUAGAAUUAAUUACAACUUCUAAAAUUUCUAUCCAAAUAGCACUCAACUUGAUUGAUGUCUUUUCAUCAAUUCGUCAUAAAGAUAUUAAAUUAUUUACAGAACUUUAUUUCGAUAUAUCAAACAAAUUUUCAUUCACCCUCAAGCCGAAAAAUUCUAAUUUGACAGCAUUGUUAUAUUAUAAAGGACUUAAAUUGCAAGAAUUAGCACCUUUCAGGAAACAAGAAGAAUAUCUCACUUUAUUUCCAAAAACAUCCCCGUUAUAUUAUAUUGCAUAUGAUAAAGUUGAUGAACUUAAAACUAAAUUCCCAAAACUUAAAGUUAAUAAAGAAAUGGAUCAUGAUUUCACGCCACUUGAUUGUGCUAUUAAAUACGGAUCCGAAUUAUGUUUCAACUACUUGAAAAAUAUGGGAGCUAAAUACGAUAUUAGCUCUCCAAUAUUAGCUUGUCAAGGAGGAAAUAAAAACAUAUUUAUGCAAAUGAUCGAAGAUGGUCAAUCAUUUGAUGACUUGAUUGAUACAGCAGUUUCUUACCAUAAUUAUGAAAUUGCUGAGUACCUUCAAUCAAAUUGUGGACAAACUUUUAAUUCAAUAGCAAAAAGCAUGCACUUUGGAAAUUAUGAUGUUGCAUCUUGCUUAAUUUAUAAUGGGGCCAACAUCGACAAAAUUUUCAUUUCCUUUCUCUUCAUAUUUAUCAUUGUUUGA
Molecule: messenger RNA, 840 nt
Organism: Trichomonas vaginalis G3
Lineage: Eukaryota; Parabasalia; Trichomonadida; Trichomonadidae
Product: protein ubiquitination
Exons: 1
Coding region: 1-840 (279 amino acids)
Molecular function (GO): protein binding
Source: RefSeq, a predicted model, not a curated record